CACAGACACAUACACACAAGGUUCGUCUGCUAUAUAAUGGCCAGAUAUUCCAGCAGCGAUUCUUGUGUUGUGUUCGUCUCGGCGUUUUAAGGACCAAACCAAAAAUGAAAACACUGGAAAUAAUUUUGUUUUUGAUUGUUGUUGGAUGUGCUGCCGACAGGAGGAAUCGACCUGAAGGUUAUGAAGGGGAUAUUUUCGGAAGAUUUCCGGGUUAUUUCUACACUAAGGAAGAAAUAAAUAAUCUCCUAACGGAAUUAAAUAUGGCGAGGUCAAUGGAAACUGGGAUAGCAGGCUCUGAUCCAAUCAAUCAUGCAUGUUGUUCUAGUACCGCUAACUACACAAGUUUCGAAAAAGUAACUGACAUCAAUGGACGCAAUGUCACCUUGGUGAAGGUCAAUAAUCGCUCUCAGUAUUUCCUUCAGGAAACAUGCACCCAAAGCUCGACGCCUUGUACUUGUAAAUGUAAGUGUAAGAUGAUGCCACAGAUCUUUACGGCUAUAGUUGAGAACACAGCGUACAGCAACGUCAACACUAACCAAGUGAUGUUGGCGCUCGUAAAGGUGGACUCGAUUUGUCGGUGCAUCAACAACGCUCCACCUCCACCUCCCCCUCACACCCAGGACACCACGCCGACAGGUGUACCAGAUACAGAACUAUAACAAUUUACACUUUGUUGUGUUUGUCUAUAUUUAGUUUAAUAUGUGAAUAGCAUAUGUUUUAUCAUUUUAUAAUAAUAGAACCUACCAAACAAGAUACUAGAAAGUUUAUAUCUAUCUAUAUAUAUAAUUCUCUUCUGGGAGACGUUAGAAAACAAACUGCAAGCGCCUCCUUGCAGUCCCCUCUCUUUCUCUCUAUCACUAUCACUAUCACUACCACCCCCACCCCACCCCCACAUGGUCUGGUGAGUUGUGGUCACGCUAAAUUAAAUGUUACAAAUCGUAGAGCCGGGUUUAGUGACGGCUAUUAGGGGCAGAUACUUUAGUUUGAAACAAUUUUAAACUUACAGGAGGUAACUAAGAGGAGGCUGCU
Messenger RNA from Physella acuta, 1029 nucleotides. RefSeq lists its product as uncharacterized. Lineage: Eukaryota; Metazoa; Mollusca; Gastropoda; Physidae. The record is from RefSeq and is a predicted model, not a curated record.